Messenger RNA from Hypoxylon trugodes, 1527 nucleotides. RefSeq names its product FMN-dependent dehydrogenase. The record is from RefSeq and is a predicted model, not a curated record. The transcript has 4 exons. Gene Ontology annotation, molecular function: FMN binding; oxidoreductase activity. Bases 333 to 1511 code for a protein of 392 amino acids. NCBI's taxonomy places the organism in Eukaryota, Fungi, Ascomycota, Sordariomycetes, Xylariales, Hypoxylaceae.
CUCAACCUCAAUUGGUAUAAUUAAAUGCGAUUUUUUAAUCCAACUUUGGUUGGUUGAAGCGCCGUCAAUUCUUGACUUGGGCAGUCCCAAUAUUGAUGGGUAUAAUACACCUUAGCACAAUGAUUUGUAUAUCCGUUCAUACUCUGUAUUUCCGGAGUCAUGGAUCCUGUAACUACAAAAUUAUAAAAUGUAUUGGCACCCGAAUCAACAACUCACAUUUGUUUCUGUUUUGCUUGGGUUUGACUAGUUUACGGUAUUGAGAACAAUUGCGGGUAUUUCAUUUGGGUCUAUUACGUGGGUUAUUGUAGGGUUCGAUACCCAGUUAAUAUACAAUGGCGAGGAAACAGGAUGUUUAUUUGAUUGAUGAUCUCGAACGGCAUGCCUCGGUAGUCCUGCCGAAAAUGGUUCGGGAUUACUUCAACGGCGGUGCACUAGACGGGUGUUCACUUCGGGCAAAUCGUACCGCCUAUCAACGAUAUCAUAUUCGGCCACGCGCGUUGCGUAACGUCAAAGACCUACAAACGCAGAUCAAGGUGUUUCCCGAUGGUAAUAGCAUUCCGUUUCCAUGCGCCGUUGCUCCAGCUGCGAUGCAGAAGAUGGCCCACCCGGAUGGAGAGGAAGCCACUGCACGUGCUUGCGGUGGUUAUGGAACUGUGAUGGGAUUAAGUACCUAUAGUACAACAAGUCUGGACGAAGUGAAAAAAGCUGCAGAUGCUGCCAGGCAUACCACAGGAUUGAAAGGCCCUUCCGAACUUGUCCUUCAGGUGUAUGUUUUUGAAGACCGCUCUGUGACGGAACAACUUAUCCACAGAGCCGAGGCUUGUGGAUAUAAAGCCAUCGUGUUAACAGUUGAUACACCCCAAUUUGGACGUCGAUUGACAGAGAUUAGGAAUGGGUUCAAGUUACCACCUCACUUGAAGAUGGCUAAUUUCCCCGAUGAACUGGGUGUGAAGACGGGAUCAGAAUUACGAACUGGAGACUUGGAAGCAGGGAAACGCCGUACCUUGAGCGCAAGUGGUUCAACAGCGAAUAAACUUGAUCCAUCUCUCACAUGGGAUAUACUUCCGUGGUUGAAGUCAUUAACGAGACUUCCGAUUUGGUUGAAAGGCAUUAUGGGGGCAGAGGAUGCCAUUCUUUCCGUCCAACACGGUGCGGACGCCAUAUUUGUGUCUAAUCAUGGUGGACGCCAACUUGAUCAAGCACCACCGACGCUCGACGUCUUACCGGGAAUUGUAAAGGCCGUGGGUGGAAAAGUUCCGAUUCACUUUGAUGGUGGUGUUAGAAGAGGAUCCGAUAUUUUCAAGGCUCUCUGUCUGGGAGCUGAUAUGGUUUGGAUAGGUAGACCGGUAUUAUGGGGACUAGCAUAUGAUGGAGAGUAUGGAGUAAUUAAUGCCUUGAGGAUUCUGGAAGAUGAAUUCAAGGAGUGCAUGAUGUUAUCUGGUUGUUCUCAAUUGGACGAAUUGGGACCACAUCUCCUAGUUGAAGCGAAUCACAAAUUUAGCAAGAUUUGAAUUUAUUUAAUUGUAC